CUGUACUCUCCUAAUGUGAGGCUAUAAUGUUUGAUUUUCACUUUCCUAGUCCCUUUUGUAUUGCGCGAUUAAUACUCUCUCCUUCCGCAUGUUACGGCACAAUGCCUCCCUAAGCAAGCGGAGAUGUCGACUAAGCGAUUCGGCCAUUUCUCGCGAGCGAGCCAGGUUCCUCCACUGAUUUCAUGGGCCAGUCAUAGAACUCUGAUGCCCGUGUUAAUGUUCGACGGACAGUCGCGCUUCAUCUCCGAAUCCUCGAUCGGCUUCCCCAGAGCUGCAGUCGUUCGAUGCGCAGGGAUUCAUGGUUGGUUUGACAUGUUGGCCAUCAAGGUUCGGGAAGAGAUCCAACGGAUCGUGAAUCCAGGGAUCGUUUACUCUCGCACGCUGCCUCCAUGGACUUGUCCAAGACUCACGGAUUUCCGAUAGAUGUUGUCGGUGAUGCUGCGAACUUUGAGGAACGGCAAUCUCCUGACGGGCGUGACAUUUUCAAUGUUGACUAGGGCUCUGUGCGACGUCAAUCUCACGAAACAAUUUCAUGUACUUGAACUUUUGGAUGAGUGAUGAUUUCUCAUAUUGCAUCAUACUUAGCCGUAGACAGAUUCUCGAACACAGGUCGAUUGCUUGUAUGGGCCGUAUAGGUACUCUGUAACCCCCAGAUUCUACUUGUCAUUUACGAGUGUACUGUUGUACUCUAUCUUCGAACCCCGUGUGUAGGUGUCAACUUCUGGAAAACUGGUGAGCUGCCGAGUUAGAGCUCUGAUUUGAAUUGAAACAGCUCCGAUCGUCAUGUGACGACGGUUAAAGAAGUGCAACCACGUGUUUGAGUCCCCCAAUAGUAAACACAAAGCGAUAGCCGAUGGGAG
Eremomyces bilateralis CBS 781.70 is the source of this 860-nucleotide messenger RNA. RefSeq lists its product as uncharacterized. The coding region runs from base 124 to 423 and encodes 99 amino acids. NCBI's taxonomy places the organism in Eukaryota, Fungi, Ascomycota, Dothideomycetes, Eremomycetales, Eremomycetaceae. The record is from RefSeq and is a predicted model, not a curated record. The transcript has a single exon.